AUGACUGGUUUUAUCAGCUUUCUUCUCUUCCUUGUUCUCCCACUAUGUCUUCUGAGCACUGCAACAGCAGAUGAACAUAAUGAGCAUCGUCUACCCUUUGUUCAAGUUAUCAAUGCCUUGCCUAAAAACUCAAAACCAAUGCAAGUUAGCUGUUCAACCAAAAACAUUGACGUCGGAAAGCGCUCUCUUGUUAAUGGUGAAGUCUUCAAAUGGAGGGCGGCACAGAGAAAGCUACAUUCCUGUGGAGCUUUAUGGGAAAGACUUUUUGCAUCCUGGCAUGCAUUUCAACCUCGCAGGGAUGAGGAUCAUGAAACUGUGUAUUGGAUGGUGAAGGAAGAUGGGUUCUUUAUUAGCUGGGACAAAGCCAACUGGGUGAGAAAAUAUAGAUGGGAAACCGAGUGA
Populus nigra (black poplar) is the source of this 402-nucleotide messenger RNA. Its product is annotated as S-protein homolog 29-like. Lineage: Eukaryota; Viridiplantae; Streptophyta; Magnoliopsida; Malpighiales; Salicaceae. Bases 1 to 402 code for a protein of 133 amino acids. The transcript has a single exon. The record is from RefSeq and is a predicted model, not a curated record.